Messenger RNA from Lithohypha guttulata, 1710 nucleotides. RefSeq lists its product as uncharacterized. The transcript has a single exon. Lineage: Eukaryota; Fungi; Ascomycota; Eurotiomycetes; Chaetothyriales; Trichomeriaceae. The coding region runs from base 1 to 1710 and encodes 569 amino acids. The record is from RefSeq and is a predicted model, not a curated record.
AUGAACGCAAUUCGACCUUUGGCAAGAAGUCGCGUUAGAUGUCGUCAUGUCUUCUGGCAGCAGCGACCGCUUUCCUCCAGUCAGCAACAUCAACAAUAUCAGAAUCCAAAUCCAGAUCCAUCACCUAGUGUAGGCCCUGACCAUGCAGAUACUGGUGAUGGGAAGAGCCAACAUGGCUGGCGAGAUACCGCUUUCAAAAUGUUCGAGUCGGCCGCAACCACUUUCGCUUCCAUUGCUGUACUUGGUGCGGCAGGCUACGGCUAUCACCUGUACUACAAAAGUCUUGUGCUCCGGAAAAUGGAUAUAGCAUUCGCUCCGGGUGACCCUGUCCUAGACCUGGCAGGCCCAACACCUUCAUCAAAGGAUAAAGACAUUCAGGAUGGUGACGUUGAGAAGGAUGCUGGCAGUGCGUGGUUCCAACAACCUGAACAGAGCACUAUCGAUGCCAUAAUGUCUGGCAGAAAGCGUGGCAGGUAUUACCUACUGGUGGGUGAAAAGGGUACAGGUAAAUCCAGCAUGAUAAUUGAGGGUAUGCGCAAGGUCGAUGGCUACGGUGUCUCAAUGCUCGAUGCUCACGCCGACCUUGAGAUCUUCCGUCUUCGCCUUGGCAAAGCUCUCAACUACGAAUUUCACGAAGACUACAUUGGCAGUUUGUUCUCCGUUCGUGGCCCUCGUGACACUACCGCUCUUCUAGAUAUCGAGCGCGCCUUCAACAAACUUGAGAAGAUCGCAAUGCGCCGCCGAAAGCAGAAGCGCGCUCCAAUGGUCUUGGUCAUAAAUGCUACCCAUCUCAUUCGCGAUGAUAACGAUGGUCGCGACCUGCUAGAACUGGUUCAGCAGCGUGCUGAACAAUGGGCAGCCUCGAACUUGGUUACAGUCGUCCUGAAUAGUGACGAUUAUUGGGUCUACGAACGCCUCAAAUCUUACGCAACUCGUAUGGAGGUCAUCACAGUCCGCGACCUUCCCAAGAAAGAUGCUCUCGCCGCACUGAGCGUCUAUCGUGCUAAGUACUUUCCUUCAAAGGCUCCAGCUACACCUGAAGAGCUUGACAACAUCUACGACCUUGUCGGCGGCCGUAUAAACUUCCUCAGUCGAGUUGCCAAAUCCGAACACAUGGACAGAAUGGCCAAGACCAUCCACAAUAAUGAGAAAACCUGGUUCCUCAAUCGUUGCGGCAUCCUCGGUGAAUCCAUGGACGACGAUGUGAUGGACCAGCAGAAGUUUGCAUCGUGCGCCAUGGUGCUGGCGCGGGCUCUCGUCGAAGAAUCGAAAAAGAUGGAGACAAUUUACGACCCAGAAAUCGGCCACAUCCUACCCUCAUUUCCUUUAUACAAAGCUCGCCAAAUCAUGACCCGAGCAGAUUUCAUACAGCAAUACGAUCACGACAAUAUCUUCACCAUUGACUCGAACGCGAACGUACGUGCCGACAGCGUACCUAUGAUGAACGCCUUUAAGGAAAUUUGCGCCGAGCCGGGCUUCGAUAAAUACCUUGAGGAUACGCUGGACCGUAUUUCUGCUAUCGAGAGUAUCGGCAGAACCAGAGAGUUGACGUUCAAGGAUCUCUGGAUUGAACAGCAGAAUGAGAUGAGAGGAGCAUACGAGACGAUACACAAGGAUGCACGGGGACGAGAGGUUGGGAGGACGGAGUUUAGGGUCAAGCCGGAUCCACCGAAAGAGGAGGACGAGGACGAGGACGACGACAAGAAGUAA